Molecule: messenger RNA, 3328 nt
Organism: Aplysia californica (California sea hare)
Lineage: Eukaryota; Metazoa; Mollusca; Gastropoda; Aplysiida; Aplysiidae
Product: ankyrin repeat and KH domain-containing protein mask
Exons: 6
Coding region: 424-1755 (443 amino acids)
Cellular component (GO): nucleus; cytoplasm
Molecular function (GO): protein binding
Source: RefSeq, a predicted model, not a curated record
GACUGAUUCUGAGACUGUUCAGUAUAGAUCUAUAUCUAGAUCUAGGAGUAGGCGAGGAGUCUGUAUGUGGCUGUACCGUACCGCUAGACUCCAAGUCAGUAAUGGAAUCUAAACCGUGACUUGGUCAGUUAUUUUAGGCCUACUGCCUGUGAUAAGUGUCAGGCUCUAUGCCUUUCAAAGUGAAGCCAAAGGCGGCUCGAAUCGGUCUGAAUAUAUAACUUCUAAUGGGCCAUCCUUUGCGCACAUCUGGCCUACCGGUUCGUUGUCUAUUAUUCAAGCACGGGUUUUGCGGAAGGAGUUCGAAGCUGUCAGCUUGUACAGAAUUGUCUAUACAACAUCAUCUCAUGAACCAGGACUGGAGUACCUUGUGGUGUUAAUGCGUACAGCUUUUAGAGAGAAAUUUCCAUAGAGGAGUGCCUGAAAAUGUCGGGGAAAUUCUUGAAUCGCCAUUAUGAAAGUACAGAUGCAGGUAACAGACCUCGUGUGAGCGAGUCACAGCUCAAGAACAGCCCUGCAUUUUCAUUGUACACGGGUAGGAAGAAAGUGGAAGCUGCCAUUACAGCUGCAAUGGUUGGUGACACCAGUUAUCUAAGCAAACUGUUGACAGAGCGGGGUUGUGUGAACUAUGUCAGUGUGGAUGAGCGAGUCAAGGAAAGUCGCAAGUCCCUGCUCAUGCUUGCUGCUUCUUGUGGCCAGGUUGGGGUGGUUCGACUCCUGCUGCAUCAUGGUGCUCAGAUCAAUGCCACAUGCAACCUUGAAAGGACUGCUCUCAUGUGGGCAUGUCUGAGAGGUGAGGUCGGAGCUGCUAGAGCACUGCUUGAGGCUGGUGCUGACGUCAACAAAAUGGAUCGUUCCUCCCACACAGCCUUGACAAUGACGGCUGACCAUGUGGGCGAGAAUGAAGGAUGUGUUGACUGUUUCCUGCUGCUCAGGGAAUGGGGUGCAGAUAUAUCUUGUUGUACACGUUUAGGUCAGACACCAUUACUACUGGCUGCUAAACAUCCUGAGGCUCACAAUCUUCUCAGAAAUCUACUAGAGGAUGACCCUGAUGGCGUGUGGUUCAGUUCCCAUGAACGACACAUGGCAAUGAUCAAUGCAAUAGAAAUCGGAGCAGAAGAAAACCUUUCUGUUCUUUUAGCAGCAGGAUGUAACCCCAACUACUUGACCUCCAGUGGGGUGCAUGUUCUGAACAUUGCUGCCUCUCACAGUUUCUCUUGUACGCAUCGUCUAGUGGCCAGUGGUGCAGUGUUCAUGAUGUCCCAGCCUUACAUCUCCCACUCGUUGGGUGUGCACCACACAGAAUUGUCAGAUGUGAAGCAAGCAGAUUGCAAUUUUUUCUUGUCCCCGGUUGAUGUUGCCAUUCUGUAUGGAAAGUUUCCCAUUGCUAAAUUUCUUUUCACAAAGUGUCACAUGCCCCCUACGUAUGUCAAUUUUGAUAGACAUCUCUGUCAUGAAAACCCUUUUAAUACUUUCUUUCUUGUUUUAUCUACUAUAUAUAAAGUAGCAGAACAGAACAGACCGUGGCUUGGACUUAUCUCUGACUUUGCUCCUGAACCUCGUCGGCUCAUGCAUUUGUGUCUUGAAACUGUUUCCUGCAUUUUGGGUCCUGUGGACAGGUGCAGGAAACUCGAACAGUGCGAGUUACCAAGAACAGUUUGUAAUGCAAUUUCAAUGGAUUUUGUGAGUGAGGAGGAAUUCCAGAAUUUGUCCAUUGUUAAUACAAUGACAGAGGCACUAGAUAAAGAAAACAGGUGACAUCGCAUGGAGUUUUCUUUUAUGAACUUCUGUGAAGGACUAUUUGGAGGAGCAAAUAGUAAAGAACUUCCAAGUUGUCACUUUCUUCCUAAUUGAACCGCUCUCAAGCUCCUCCAACAGUUUUUGUGAAAAAAUGUACAUAGAUCAUUGCGGAUUAUUCUGGUUGCUUUAUGUCUUAAUCAGAGUCAAUGGCAAGUUCUUGGAUAAGUUACUUGUGAUUCCAUGAAGGAAGAUGCUACUGCUUUUAUUAAAAUGUUUAUGAGGAGAUAUGUAAACAUUGGCUUCUUUUAUUUCGUAAUUUACCUCAACUGGUUGGGGUUUUUUUGUAGACAAUGUGUUGUUGUUUUUUUCCUUAGAUAUGAACAUUUUUCACUGUGGAAGUCAUAUCUUUCUAAGAUAUAACCUGAAUGUAUUACUUGAUUCAAGUUUCUUUUCAAGUAUAAUAAGCCAUCUAAUUGAAGUUUUGAUUCAGUCAUUCGGCUUUUGAUGAGAACAUCACGUUCAACAACUUUUUCCUGUUUCUUUGCCUCAGUAUCAGUAUUGUUGUUUGCCUUCUAAAAAGCUUGAUGGAACUUUCUGACAACUAUUUUUUUAUCUGGACCAAAACAUCUCAGAAAUUGUCAUCAGAGUUGUUUAAAUAUGACAUAGAUAUCUCGAGUACUGCUGAGCUGAUUGUAUAAAUACGUCCAACUAAAAACUGAGGUAAAUGGAAAAUGAGAGAAAAUAUUUUUUAUGUAGGGUUUGCAAAAUCUAAACCAAGGACUUGUAUUCUGACCAGCCCAUUCUUUUUUGUGGUGUUAGGGACCAAUAGUACAACUGGUAGAGGAAUAGAUUUCUAUGCUUCAUUGACCUGGCUGCUGUGGAAUCAGUGGGUUACUCUGCAGCUUACUGAGAGAACGGCCAAGGCUUUGUAUAUUGCUUUUUUUUAUUGCUCCCGUAUCUUUUAUCUGUGUAGGCAAGCAGUCUUUCCCAGUGAGUUGGGAAAACAACAACAAUAACAGCUUUCCCAACUCACCGAGAUAAUGAUUACUCUUUAGGCCUGCUUUAAAGGACUGGUCUCAUCUGAAUACAAGCUUUUAUAUAUCUGGUCCUUUUUUUAUUAUAACGUAAGCCUCUCUAUCAUAUUAAUUAAACCAUUUUCAAGUUAUGCAAUAUUUUGUUAAUUUGAGUCAAUGCACUCAAAAUUGACCUCGGUCUGGUUUAUCAUGUAGGUGAAAUAGAUGGAUGGGGGUUCCAUUAAAAUGGUAAUUGUGCACUGAAUGUUUUAUUAGAGGAUGGAGAUCACAAGGACAUGAAUUUUCCAGAAUUUGAAAUGGCUGUUACAGCUUUCUUUUGCAUCUGAUUUCAGUUUCUAUUUUCGUCUUCUCAAAAUUAUCUAUGCAUGAUCCUUGAUAUCUUUCCUCGAGUCCAGUUUUCUUUUAACCAGUUAGCACAACGGAGAUAAUUUUUAUCAACAAUAAGGAAUAUGCGAUUUGGAGGUUGAGUCUAUGGAACUGUUAUAAACCUUUUUCAAUUUUUGCUCACACCUUUUGAAAACUCAGGAAAGAAAUAAAGUGUAUAGAAUAUAAAAAUA